CAGAAAAAAAAGAGGAAGCGCCUUCAGCCAAAACCUCUCUUCGGUUUUAUUUUGAGACACUCUAGACUUUCCCAAGUGAAGCUGGACUUCUAUGCGUGCAUCCGUUUGAGGAAUGAUUUCUCUUAACACGACACCGCUGACCUUCACAGAAGCGAUGGAAAUGAACUACAGUGACGGUCUGAACGACUCGUACGAAUAUAUAGAAGGUGACUUAAUUGUACAGUGUCAUAUGGAGAAAUAUGAUCGAAUCACAGGAAUAAGUUACAUCGUCAUCUGUUGCUUUAGCUUUCUCGGGAAUGGCAUGCUCCUCUUAGGUCUGGCCUGCUUCGAAGAUCUCAGAAGGGUCACCAUGCGUUUUUUGUUCUUCUUGGCGCUCUUUGACCUGUUGUUCACGCUGACCAUUCCCUUCUGGGCUGUUGAGAACAUGGUGGAGUGGAUCUUUGGGCAUAUUGCGUGUAAGAUCCUGACCGGGGCGUAUUUUGUUGGAAUAUACGGAAGCCUCAUUCUAAUGACGGCCAUGACGAUCGACUGCUUCUUUUUUAUCGUUGUGCGCAGCCGGUGGUUAACUCAUAGCAGACGGCUCAACUGUGCAAAAGCAGCUUUCGCAGGGUCGUGGAUCAUCAGUGUAUCAGCCUCUCUGAAAGACGCCCUGUCCUCCGAGGUUAAGACGGUGAAUUCUGUCCAAACCUGUGACACCACGGCUUCUCAACACGACCACGCAGGUUACUACACACAGCUUAUCAUGCUCUUCGUCAUUCCGCUGGUGAUCAUCAUCCUGUCCUACGGUAAAAUCCUGCACACUCUCUUGUCGAGCACGGGCCGGACGAGGUACAAGACGUUCAUUGUGGUUUGGCUCAUCAUCAUGGCGUUUGUCAUAUGUUGGGGACCUUAUCAUGUGGUCAUAAUCCUGAUGCCGCUUCUUUCUGAUAAGGAUUGCGAAAAAGGCAAUCAGCUCCACCGAUCCUUUGUCGCCUGUCGGAUCCUUGCGUAUUCUCACUGCUGCAUCAAUCCACUGUUGUUUCUGAUCCGAGGAAGGCCCAGAAGAAUCCUGUCCAGCUUACUGUUCCGCAAGACGCGACACAGGAGCCUUCAACCCUCAGACAGAUCUUCUGACCCCAGCCACUUCAUCCAACAGCACUUCAGCAGGGCGAUUCCACAAAAUGUAACAGAGCUCAAAUCAAUUUAGGAAAUGAGAACGAAAUCAAACAUUUCUCCUUUUUUGUGUGAGUGAUUCCUAUAUUUUUACACGUGAAAAUAUUAUACAGAGUUAAUAUGGAGUUGAUAUGGAAGUAUCUUAUUUCAAAAAUGACAUUUUACAGUAUAUUACAACAUCCUAUAUAAAAUCCUCCUUAUUUUUUAUAUCUGGAUUUGUUACUAUAUAAUAUAUUUUUUUUCCCUUUGUGUGUUUUGCAUUAAUGUUUUUAUAAGCUAUUUUUUUUUUGUGUGUUGACUUAACAGAUAAAGAUUUUUUUUUCUUUUUAGUACUUAGUGCUGGAUUUACCAUUCAUUUCUUUAGAACGUAUUUUUUUUUUAAUUAAUUUUACAUUUUAUUUUCUUCUCUUUUUUAAAAAAUUUUAAUUGUAUUACUGUAAAUAACUUUACACUGUAUUUCAUACACACACACACACGCACACACACACGCACUUAAAAACACACACAUUUCAAUUCAAAAUUGAAACUAUUUAAACAACAGCAGAGGAGGUGUUAUGUCGAGUGUUAUGUCUUUCAGUUUUAACACUUAUCACUUUUAGUCAUCUCUUAUUGUCUCAAAAGCAAAAAAUCUUUUGCACCAAAUGACGGCACGUUUUCUCAGUUAAUAGAUUAUUAGUACGAGCAUCUUAGCUUAGAUGAUGUAGAUGGAAAUCACCGCACAAAUUUGGCAAAAUUUACAAAGUUACAUAACACUUUUAGCGUUUUAAACUGACACUGAAUGUCAGUUGUCAUCACUGACUUUCUUUGUUGUUUUUGUUUUUUUUUUCUCUUUUUUUUAAAGGUUAUUUUUUUUUGGUAAUUUAAUUCAGGCUUUAGUAACAUAUCUAGCAUGCUAAAAUAGAAUGUUUCAUAUAUUAAUAUAUGUAUAAAAUAGAUAUAAAACAUUUGUCAUUUAAACUAGAAAACAGGAACAUUUAGCUUUCAGACCAACACAAAGCGCAAACUCUAUGUGAAUUUCUAAUUUAUAAAAUAAAUAUAAAAAGGUUAUUUUAGGGGAGAAUUCUAGGUCAGUUAAUCAUGCUAAAACCAAACCGUCUGAAUGUUUUGUAUCUCCUGACAAUUUUUGUUUAUGUGACAAAAUGCGAUUUCCUCAUAUCAGUUAAUAGGUUAUUAGUACGAGCAUCUUAGCUUAGAUGAUGUAGAUGUUGCAUUUGAAAUAAAUAAGGUUGUUUACAGGAAAUCACCGCACAAAUUUGCCAACAUUUACAAAGUUACGUAACACUUUUAGCGUUUUAAAUUGACACUGAAUGUCAGUUGUCAUCACUGACUUUCUUUGUUGUUGUUUUUUUUUUUCUUUUUUCUUUUUUUAAAGGUUAUUUUUUUCAUUAAUUUAAUUCAGGCUUUCAUUGCGAGUGCAAACUCCUGAAGACUUUCCCAAGCCGUAAAAAUCUUAUUCAGUGUUGCAGGGCCCUUUAAAAUAAUGAUACAUAACGAUAAUGAAAAUGAUUCGUACAGAAAAUGUCAUCAUUUCAACGAUGGUAUAUUUUUCUUUGUUUUAAACACUCGCAUUUUUAAAAAUCAGUCACAGAUUAAAGGAAACACGAAAGUCCCUGCCUGUGCAUUCGCAGUUACUAUAGAAAUGCUAACGUGAGAUAAAAUGAGAGCAUUAAUAUAAACCUUGCAGGCUGAACUAUAAUCAGAGGUGUUGUUAUAUAUAUAUAAAAAAAAAUGGAAUCAAGUGAAUCCUUAAACACAUCAAUCCUUAAGGGCUUUCUUUUUUUUUUUUUUUUUUUGGUCUUUACUUUUUAUGCUACGUUGGUUAGCAAAUACACAAUAACGUAAUCAGCUGCUACUGUAUCUGUUGGUUUCAGCGAGAUGUCUGAUUCAAUUAGAUAAAGCUCUCGCUUCUGAUCAGCUGUCGACUCACUAAAAAGCUCUUUUCUUUCUUAUAUGUCUUAUAGAUGGCAGGUGUCGACAAAAAUAUAUAAACCAUGAACGAGA
Molecule: messenger RNA, 3153 nt
Organism: Tachysurus vachellii
Lineage: Eukaryota; Metazoa; Chordata; Actinopteri; Siluriformes; Bagridae
Gene: xcr1b.2
Product: chemokine (C motif) receptor 1b, duplicate 2
Exons: 1
Coding region: 113-1186 (357 amino acids)
Biological process (GO): immune response; G protein-coupled receptor signaling pathway
Cellular component (GO): membrane
Molecular function (GO): G protein-coupled receptor activity
Source: RefSeq, a predicted model, not a curated record